Molecule: messenger RNA, 1197 nt
Organism: Aphidius gifuensis
Lineage: Eukaryota; Metazoa; Arthropoda; Insecta; Hymenoptera; Braconidae
Exons: 8
Coding region: 30-1184 (384 amino acids)
Biological process (GO): proteolysis
Molecular function (GO): metalloendopeptidase activity
Source: RefSeq, a predicted model, not a curated record
UUCAUUUCACGUAAAAUUAAUUAUUAAAAAUGUUUUCAGUGCCAUGGAUACUGGCACUGCUGUUUAUUGUGGUUAAUUCCGAAGAUAUUUCUACUUCAAGUUCCGUUAAUUUACAUGAUCAUUCAACUAAUCUGUCAACGCCUAUUAUUGAAGUACUCUGUUUCAUCGACUUCGAUACAUACAAGCUACAUGCUGGUGAGACAACUGGUGAAAAAGCAGUUACAGAAGUUGAAAAUUACUUUUUACCAUUUUGGAAAAAUGUUGAUCAUUAUUUUUCACUUCUCAAUAUUCGUAUAAGCCUCAAAGGAAUAAUAAUUGCACGUACAAGAGAAGAAGAAAAUGUUUUUUUAAAUAGUCAAAAAAAUCGAUUAUUUGCGGAUGCAUUUUGUUCUCUUGACACACUUAUCGAUCUUGGUAAAUAUAUUUAUUCCUCCACCGAGAAUCUUCCUAUUCAUGAUAUUACCAUCGUUAUCACUCAAUCUGUAUUAUGCAAAGAAAAAAAAUUAGUAUCAGAAAAAAAUUCAACCGAAAGUCUAAUACAAAAUUCAUGUCACGUUGAUGGUAAUGUUGCAACUCAUUUAAAUGGGGUGUGCUCUGAAUCAUCUUCAAUUGCCAUAAUCAGAGAUACAAAUAAAAUGUACACAGGAGUUAGAAGCGCAGUCUUUGCAAUUGGUCAAUUAUUGGGUUUUCCAAAAGACGGUGAAAAUAAUGCCGAAGAAUGUGAAUCUAAAGAUGGAUAUUUUAUGUCUGAUAAUAUUAAUUUCGAUUCUCCUUACAAAUUUGAAUGGUCCAAUUGUAGCAUACGAGAAUUUCAAAAGAUUUUAAGAUCUGUAAGAACAUCAGACACAUGGCUUUGUCUUUUCGAUGAAUCACAUGAGGAAGAAAUUGAUUUUUUAAAAGCUCCAUUCCCGGGAGAGAUUUUAUCAUUGGAUGAUUAUUGUAAAAAAAUGACCGAGUACAAAGCAUGUAAUUAUGAUGAUGUUUGUGCAUCAUUGACGUGUUCAUCUGGAGAAUAUUGUGGACAAACAAUUAAGGGGCCAGCUAUCGAAGGCUCAUGGUGUGGAAGCAACGAUACAGCAACCAUGCGAUGUAAAUAUGGAAAAUGCGUUUUUUUUUUUGAUCGUAAAUUUGAUGAAUACGAUGCAAUAGACGGCAUGAUUCAAUUUUUGAAAAUUAAUAAAUAAAAAAAUUAUUAAA